Mugil cephalus (flathead mullet) is the source of this 2023-nucleotide messenger RNA. RefSeq lists its product as uncharacterized. Gene Ontology annotation, molecular function: oxidoreductase activity. The record is from RefSeq and is a predicted model, not a curated record. The transcript has 10 exons. NCBI's taxonomy places the organism in Eukaryota, Metazoa, Chordata, Actinopteri, Mugiliformes, Mugilidae. Bases 132 to 1922 code for a protein of 596 amino acids.
UGCCAGGCGCACGGCACUGUCGCAAAAUUUCAGGUCCACCACGGUCCACUGCAGUGUGCCAGAGCUGAGACACGGACCACGUUUCUACGAUCUCAGAGGCUGCCAUAAGCUGACCAUUCAAACCCAAACAGAUGGUGAUACUAGAUGUGUUGAUAGUAGGGGGCGGCCCUCACGCCCUGACCCUGGCUAGCUUGCUAUCCAUCCCAGACCCUGACCCAAACUCAGACCGGGGACAUGACUCGCCCCUCUCACCCUCCUGCUCCGACCGUCCGAGGUCUCAGCCAAACCCAGAAACGUCCAGCAACAAGCGUUGCUGUGGCAAAAAGAAAAGGAGGACAGCAGCUGUCUCUGCAGGCCAGACGCUGGAGGAGCAACUGGCGAACUCAAACAUUUCAGAGAGGCCUGUUUGCCCUCCACUGAGUCUCAGGGUGGUGGAUGCCUACGGAGAGUGGGCCGCUCUGUGGGAGAGUCAGUUCACAGCUCUGAACAUCCCUCAUCUCCGCUCACACACGCUGGUGCACACCGACCCUCUCAACAAGAGCGCACUUCAGCAGUUUGUUUUAAAGCACAAGCGUUCAGCGGAGCUCCACAGCCUUCCAGACCAGGUUUACAUCCUGGAUGAAAAUGCGUUCUUCAACGACACGCGGCUCGGCAAGAAGGAGAGGAAACGGCUAAACGUCGCCUCGACGCUAAAGAAGAGUUUAUCCUUCAGUUUGCCGGGAACCAGGCUAAGUGUGGAUUUCUUUAAAGAGCAGGUAGAGAGAUACAAGUUGGCCGAAGUGCUGGUGAAGGGAACAGUGGAGCACAUCACCCCUGUGACUGAGGUGGAGGAUGGAUGGAUAAAGGAGCAGGAAACGGGGGCUGAGGCGAACAGAGUGACUGAAAAGAAUGGAAACGGGACCAGGAACAGAGCGAAAUACUUUCAAGUACAACUUCAAGAAGGGGAAAUCUUAAAAGCCCGUCGGGUUGUUAUGGCAACGGGUCCGACCCGCGCCCAGAUGGCAAACAUCCCUUCAUGGGUGAAGAGCAUCGGAGAGAGCUACCCAGAGGGGCGCUUGCAACACACAGUUCAUCUCAUGCACCAUCUGUCCAACGCCAAGCAAAAGUUUGGAGAAAAACAGGCUCUUCCCACUCGAGUGUGUGAGACAGGGCACAGAGUCAUGGUAGUCGGUGGAGGUCUGACCAGCGCUCACGUCGUCUCAAUUGCCCUGCAGCAAGGUGCCAGCCAUGUGACGUGGGUGAUGAGGAAGCACCUCCAGCUGAAGCAGUUUGAUGUGGGCGAUGUGGAGAGCCUGGUGGGACGUUACUCCCACGUGGAGCACGGCAUCAAGAUGGACGGCCAGGCGUACCUGCGACAGUUCUACAAUGAGCGGAGUCUCCACAAGCGGCUGGCCAUGAUACGCCAGGCAAGGAAAGGUGGCGCCGUCACGCCAGAGGCCUACAUCCACCUGCAGCCAUUCAUCCUGACGGGACAGGUGGAUGUGAAGACAUACUGUCAGGUAGAUGAGGCCAGCUGGUGCUACAGGGAUCAGGCCUGGAGCCUUUCUCUCAGUACUGGCGCUCACUGGACUGGAGAUAUGAUUUGGCUCGCUACCGGCUGCAAACUUGAUGUGAAACAGGACCCGUUGCUUUCUGAGGUGAUGAGAGAAUUCCCAGUUCAGGUGAUAGAUGGAUGGCCGUGCAUAUCGGAAAGCUUACAGUGGACAGAAGGGUGUCCGCUCUACUUGAUGGGGCAGUACACCGCUCUCCAGGUUGGACCUCAUGCGAUAAACCUGGCUGGUGGACAGGCCGCCAGCAUGCGAAUCGCCAAGGACAUUAUACGCCGUCAUCAACAGGACACUGAUCAGUCUUCUGAACCCAGAGAGGAGAAAUCAAAAACAGAAGAAUACAUUCAGCAGAUGCGAGGCCUGUUAUGGCUCUAAUCUUUCCCUUUAGCCUUAAAAUGUUGUGUGAGCAAGUAUCUGUCCCUCAUUAUCCAGGGCAAAAUGACAGUUCAGUGUUAAAUAAACACAUUUGUAAGGAU